Perkinsus marinus ATCC 50983 is the source of this 987-nucleotide messenger RNA. RefSeq names its product Cholesterol 25-hydroxylase, putative. Bases 6 to 986 code for a protein of 326 amino acids. The record is from RefSeq and is a predicted model, not a curated record. Gene Ontology annotation, biological process: sterol biosynthetic process. Gene Ontology annotation, molecular function: C-4 methylsterol oxidase activity; iron ion binding. The transcript is spliced from 10 exons. Lineage: Eukaryota; Perkinsozoa; Perkinsida; Perkinsidae.
UCGCAAUGAUGGUAUCCACCACCGACUUGCCUAGUCCGCCUGAAGUUCUGUUGCAAGGUGUAUGGGAUGAAGUACGAGCCGUUGACCAGUGGGGAGAUAUGCACGUUGUGUCGCAUAUCAUCUUUCCAUCGAUCUGGGCAAGUGUAGCCUUCGUUCUGGUAUGUCUUUAUUUCACCUUUUUCUAUGAUAUACCUCGCAUGAUGAGGACGAAGAUUCAACCGUCCAAGUGGCCUACGACGAGGGAUAUCAUUAUUGCUUCGAUUCCCCAGACAACUAUUUACGUCGUGAUGAAUGGUUUCUUAUUUUACUAUCUUGACACACAUGUACAUCUGGUGAAAGAGGCUCCCAGUCUGUUGCAGUUCACAAAGGAGCUUAUGGCUUGCCUUGUUGUCGGCGAUUUCUGCAUUUAUUGGUAUCAUAGGUGGAUGCACGCAGUACCUUUCUUACUACGUAAUGUCCACGGUGUUCAUCAUGGCUAUCGCGCUGUGUACAGCUGGGCAGGAGGCAUCCUACACCCUAUGGAAGAUAUCUGCGUGGUGGCAUGUAACAUAUGGUAUCCUUGGUUGUUCCAAUGUCAUUGGCUAACAGUGAAUGCCUUUACAUUUAUAUGGACGCUAAACUUGAUCGAAGAGCACAGUGGUCAUGAUGUGUGGUGGGCACCCUACAACCUACUUCCGUUUAAUCUCGGAGGUGGAGCUGCGGUACAUGACCUUCAUCAUUCAACUAACACACGUAAGAAUUUCUCGUUCAUAUUCAAUGGGUGGGAUAUUCUGUUCAACACAGCGAUACCAAGUGAGCAUUCUCCAUGUGGAAAGUAUGUUCAUGUAACCUUACUAUUCGUGGUCAUGCUUAGCAGCGCCAUCGCCUAUGAAGAGAGAUGUCUACCCUGGGCAUGGGCUCGAGGCAUCUGUCUUGUGACGAGCUCUCUAAUCUUGAUGUCUGUAGCCCUUCCGACUCCGUACCUGCAUCGCAAGCAUCAGGAUUGAU